Messenger RNA from Durusdinium trenchii, 444 nucleotides. The record is from the annotation of a GenBank genome assembly. NCBI's taxonomy places the organism in Eukaryota, Dinophyceae, Suessiales, Symbiodiniaceae.
AUGCUGAUUCUCAUUGCUUCGUGCCUUGUGUUGGCAUGGCACACCGCGUUCCCCAGUGAGGUGAAGUAUGUUGAUGACUUGAUGCUCGGGGUGGAGGAUUUGUGGAGCGAGUGGAGCGUGGAGGACUUGAAGAUGGUGCCAAGCUUGAUUGACACAGUGGUGCCUCCCAAGCUCGGAAGAGCACUGGACUUUGGGCAGUGCUUGAUUCAACUUCAACCUGUAUUUGCUCUCAAAAUGGAAGACAGCCAAGCGCAAGACUUUGCGUCAAGGUUGUGUACUUGUGCGGUGGCAGACGCCUUCUCAUCGGUCGAAGUUCUCGAGAACUUGAAGAAAGAAGCAAAGUGCAUAUCCUUUCAUCGCGAGGAUCAAGACGAAUUGCGUUCUUGCUUGCUACCCAUUUGCCCCGACGCAAUCAAACGUUCAAGUUUUGAAGUGUCAACUUAG